Molecule: messenger RNA, 943 nt
Organism: Lathyrus oleraceus (garden pea)
Lineage: Eukaryota; Viridiplantae; Streptophyta; Magnoliopsida; Fabales; Fabaceae
Exons: 4
Coding region: 57-833 (258 amino acids)
Source: RefSeq, a predicted model, not a curated record
UUUCAAUACAUCUUUCACAUUAAAACAAUUUUUCCACAAAAUCAUAACAUAAAGAAAUGACAGACAAAAAUGUUUUGGCUCUCCUCCUUUUUGUCAUGCUCUUGUUGAUAAAUGGACAAGGAAGCUUUGCCCGAUAUAUGAUACAAGAGAAUGUAGAAGAAAUACAAGUUGAUCAACCUUACCUUGAUGGUUGGCUCAAAAAUCCAUUGAAGAAUAAAAAACACAUUGCUAACUCUAACCAAGUUUACCUUGAUGGAUGGUUGAAAGAUACUCGGGCAGAGAAAACCAAAUCCUCCCAGGAUUCCGAUCAAGUCUAUCUUGAUGGAUGGUUGAAAGAUAUCAGAGCAGAGAAAGCAAAAUCCAUCUCUAAAUCCAACCAGGUUUACCUUGAUGGAUGGUUGAAAGAUACUCGAGUUGAGAAACCAAAAUCUACUGGUGACUCCAAUCAAGUUUAUCUUGAUGGAUGGUUGAAAGAUAUCAGAGCCAAGAAAGAAAAGUCCACACCUAACUCCAACCAAGUUUACCUUGAUGGAUGGUUGAAAGAUACAAGAGCAGAGAAACCAAAAUCGACCUCUGAAUCCAACCAAGUUUACCUUGAUGGAUGGUUGAAAGAUACUAGAGCAGAGAAAGCAAAAUCCACCUCUGAAUCCAACCAAGUUUACCUUGAUGGGUGGUUGAAAGAUACCCGAGCUGAGAAAGCAAAAUCUACAGGUGACACCAACCAAGUUUAUCUUGAUGGAUGGUUGAAAGAUAUCCGAGCUGAGAAAAAAAAAUCCACCCCUGACUCCAAACAAGUUUAUCUUGAUGGAUGGUUGAAAAAUACUCGAAACUAGUUCAUGUCUUUGUUAAUCAAUAUCUAUGUCAUUUUGAAAACUUUUCAUGUUGCUCAUAUGUUUUUAAUUUUUGUGCUACGUAAAACCUUAUUUCUAUGUAUUAAGUAAGA